AUGACAGAUGUGGACAGGGAGAGUCGGAGAUUUGGCUUUAUUUGUUAUGAAAAUCAUGAAGACGCCAAUACAGCUAUACAAGAACUAAAUAGUGUACCUUUUCGUAACCAAACCUUAUAUGUUGAAAGAGCACAAGAAACAACAGAACGACAAGCUGACAUAGAAGAAAAAUCGAGGAAACUCGAAGUUUUCGUGAAUAACUUGGACCACAUCAUUGAUGAUGAAAGGCUUAGAGACGAAUUUUCUCCAUUUGGAACGAUUACACAUGCAAAGGUGAUGGAAAAAGCAGGGAGAUCAAAAGGAUAUGGAUUCGUGUGUUUUGGGACUCCCGAUGCGGCGAGUAAAGCUGUCGAUCAAAUGGAAGGAAAGAUCGUGGAAGGGAAACCUUUGCAUGUGACUUUAUUUGAAAAAAGGAUGACUAAAUUGUUGUCACAGGCCAUGAUGCAUAUUGCUUCUAUCAAAUUGCGGGGACUGGGCAGUGGGAUGCUGCAAUCGGAUGAUAUUCGAAACUUGACUUCCACCUUGACAGAGGAAGAGAAUGACUUGCGUUCCCUUACAAAAAUGCCACAAAUGAUGGAAAGUACAAAAAUGCAGACACAACAACGACAACCAACACUAUCUCAUGGAUUUCUGAAAUUGCCUCAAUCACAAAUUAGAGCAGCCUAUCCCGCUGCAGCUAAUGCAAGACAACCAUGGCAUGCAAAUGCCCGUAGUGGAAUGAAUGAUUGUCAAACAACAAGGCAGUACAUAACAGUACAGACACCACCUAGGCCAACAUCAGAACUAGACACAGGACCUUUAUUUCCCCCUCUGCUGAAACAAGUCAGUGGAUAUUCAGUGGCACCGAUGAAUAAUCAAAAUCAGACAAGUACAAAACCUGUUUCACUGAAGUUUUUACAGGAAGGCAAUCAAAGUGAUAGGAACUUUACGGUGCCACAAAUGAGUGAAAGUUUAAGAUGUCAAACAGAACUACAACAACCAACACCAACUAGUGGAUUCCUAUAUAUGCCGCAAUCACUAGUUAGAGCAGGCAAUCCGACAAGAACUGGAGCUGGACAACAAUGGCAUGUCAAUAUUGGUAGUGACAUGGAUAAUCGUCCAAUGACAGGGCAGUUUGAAACGUUACAACAAUCCUUCAGACCAAGGUCGUCAGAACCAGUAAGAGGACCAAUAUAUACCCAAUGUGGAGUACUAAACCAAGUCAGCAGAUAUCCAGUAAAUCAGUCGAGUACUAUCCCUGUAACUCAAAAUUUACUACAAGAAGAGAGGUCAGGUGUUUUGAAAUUCAUGAUCACAUUCAAGAAAAAGCUCAACAGGGUUGUGAUUACUAAAAUAGAAACAAAUUCGUUGUAA
Mytilus trossulus (common blue mussel) is the source of this 1353-nucleotide messenger RNA. RefSeq names its product polyadenylate-binding protein 1A-like. NCBI's taxonomy places the organism in Eukaryota, Metazoa, Mollusca, Bivalvia, Mytilida, Mytilidae. The record is from RefSeq and is a predicted model, not a curated record. The coding region runs from base 1 to 1353 and encodes 450 amino acids. Gene Ontology annotation, molecular function: mRNA binding. Gene Ontology annotation, cellular component: nucleus. The transcript has 8 exons.